This is a messenger RNA of Effrenium voratum, 2129 nucleotides long. The record is from the annotation of a GenBank genome assembly. Lineage: Eukaryota; Dinophyceae; Suessiales; Symbiodiniaceae.
GCCUGAGAUAAAUCCGAGUCGCGGCGUUGCGAUGUUACGAUGAGCCAUGGGAACGGCUUCACAGCUCCGUCCGGAGAAGCGCUUGAAGGAGAUCCACGAGGCGAGAUGGUCAAGGAUGAUGGCUUUGAACUGGGAGCAUCGGCCUGUAAAAGCCCGAGUCAGAGGAUGGAAUCAAAGAUGUUGGAUGAAAAAAGGGGGAAGUCGGCCUGGAUCGAGAAUCCACCUGCUCCAGGUGAAAUCCGGGCACAAGCAGUAGUCCCAAGCACAGCGCCAGUGGAUGUCGACAUUCUGAGCAAGGAAGCGCUGGUUUGCCUGCAGGACUUUUGCUUUGACCGUGAUUCCCUAUGCUGGCGGGCAUUUGCCACGGUUUCUCACCUGGCAGCCUUUACAGGAAGCCUCACGUUGAGUGUGCUUUUGGCCUAUGUUCUUUUUCCCUUUGAGAAGGCUGAGCUGGGAUUUUGGAACAACUGGAUGUUCAAUUUGGUGGCACAUCCGGUUGCCAACUACAUCGUCGCUCGAGGCGUGCUGGUGCUGUUCGCGAGACCGGUUCUUUGGGACCUAGAGCAAAGGCUCAGUUUGUGCAAACAAAGACAAGAGAUUACACGGCGGAUCCAGAUAGCCGUGCUUUGGGUGCCAAUGGUGGACUCACUGUGGUGUGUUGGCGAGCAUGUGAUUGCUUCCUUUGCCAACAUCUACCCGAUUCCAUUUUCAGGUCCGCUGUCCUGCAUACCGGCAACCUUUGCAAGCUUGGGCAUUUUCUGUCUCGUCCUGCCCAGAGAAGUUCGUGCUCUCCCAAGCACACGAAGCUACUUGAAGUUCGCAAUCUGCUCUUGGGCAGUUUAUUGUGCCUUUUUUACCUUGAUGCUUUUCUACGUGGUAGUUUUCCCACUGAUGGAGACUUGGGUGCAAUUUGCAACGAACCUGCUGGUGACUUUGGUGAUGCACGGAGUGGUCGCUCUGACACUUCAUUUGGGCAAGCUGCACUGGAGUGUCCCAUUUCAUUUCCGUCGCGAAAUGAAGACAUGCAUGAAACUUCCUGUGAUUGUUUUCAAGGCCUCCAUGCUAUCCGACGCCAAAGGAAUUUGGGUUCUCUUGAGCAUGCUUCUACCUGAGGUCUUGGAUGUUGCCAAAGGCCUCGUUGAGGCUUACGUGGAUGUUGCAGGAACACAUCGUCACUGGGCCAACAUCAGAUCGAUGAGCCAAGUUGUUCAAGCCUCUCGCAGAACUCGCCAGGAAUUCCGGGACUUCCGAAAGAGAUUGAGAGAAAUUGCCCAGCUCUGCGAAAUGCUGACGAAAGAAGAGCUCGAAGGUUUGGUUUGGGGAAAGGAGGAUAUCCAUUUACUGAACCAAAUCUCCAAAUCCUUGUGGGCUGUACUUAUGCUGGAAGUCUGUGAGGUGAUGGCGCCGGCAAUUUAUAUUACUCUCUUGCUGUGCUUGCAAAGUGGCACAUUCUUGGGACACAAUAGCUCCUUCUUUUUGGGCCUCGCAGAUGCCAAUCUUCACGAAUCCAUGAUUGCGAACGGCUACAGUCUUGCAGUGGAGGCAACGAUGUUGGUUGCCACGGACCUGUGCACAAGGGCCACCAUGGGAAUCAGCGUUUGGAUGAUCAUCCGGUCUGUCCUUCGUUGUGACUUCAGCUUUUGGCUGAGUAUAUUCGCCAUGGUGUAUGUUGGCUGGCUGACGAUGCUAGUUGAGCACGGUGGCCAUGACUUGGCAUUCGAUUGGUUUCCUCGGGGGGCGUAGGGGUAAACUGGCUCGUUGCUGAGUGGGCCCAUAUUCUGUGAAUGUCGUGAGGCCCCCAUUUGGCUCAGUUGCCUUUGAUGAGCGUGCGCGGUGUUGGACGAUCUAGGCAAACUUGAUUCUGACGAUGUUUAAUCAGCGGCUGGUCUUGCAGGCUGAAAGUCUACUGGACCGCCGGUUUCCUGCGACCAUUUAGUUUCCAACUUGGAUAUUCCUUCUGUGGGUUGGGUGUUUCUUCUUUUCAUGGUGCGCACCGAAGGUGCACAGCACUGGCAAUACAAAUUAUCGUUGAAGCAUGCAUCGCAUGCCUGCAAGCACACAAGACACACGAUUUCAAAAUCACAAAAGGCUUUCCGCCAGCGUUGCUAUACUGGACUUCCAGUUUCCCA